This is a messenger RNA of Perca flavescens (yellow perch), 1089 nucleotides long. Its product is annotated as histone H1. The record is from RefSeq and is a predicted model, not a curated record. Gene Ontology annotation, cellular component: nucleosome. Gene Ontology annotation, molecular function: DNA binding; structural constituent of chromatin. NCBI's taxonomy places the organism in Eukaryota, Metazoa, Chordata, Actinopteri, Perciformes, Percidae. Bases 18 to 635 code for a protein of 205 amino acids. Gene Ontology annotation, biological process: nucleosome assembly. The transcript has a single exon.
CAGAGAAAGACACAGACAUGGCAGAAGAAGCUCCAGCAGCUCCAGCAGCGAAAGCCCCGGCCAAAGCCCCCAAGAAGAAGGCAGCGCCCCGGCCAAAGAGUGACGGGCCCUCCCUCCCGAAGCUCAUCCUCGACGCCGUGACUGAGUCUAAGGACCGUAAAGGCACCUCGCUUCCGGCUAUCAAAAAGACGUUGGCCACCAAAGGCAUCGACCUGGAAAAGGCCAACAAACGCAUCAACACCGCGGUGAAGAAGCUGGUGACCGACGGAAAGCUGGUCCAGAAUAAAGGGGUUGGGGCUUCCGGAUCUUUCAAGCUCCCCAAGGCUCAGCCUAAAGCCGCCAAAACUGGCAAGAAAGCUCCCGUUAAGGUGAAGAAGCCCGCUGCCAAGUCCCCGCAGAAGAAAACCGCAGCUAAGAAAACUGCAGUGAAGAAGACCGCAGCCAAGAAAACCGUCGUUAAGAAACCAGCGGCCAAGAAACCGGCGGCCAAGAAGUCUCCUGUGAAGAAAGCUGCCAAGAAGCCAGCAGUUAAAUCUACUCCCAAGAAGUCUGCCCCUAAAAAGGUGGCAAAGAAGAAGACCCCUGUGAAGAAAGCUCCGGCAAAGAAAGCUGCAGCGAAGAAGUCCAAGAAGUAAAGUGGCUCUUUAACCUGCACUCAGUGCACCAAAAGGCUCUUUUAAGAGCCACCACAGAUUCACAAGAGAGCUGUUUUCCUACAACAUUAUCACGUCUGUUUCCAUUGUUUUGUUUAUCUAUCAUGUGUGCCACAUUUAAGAGGAUAACAUUAACUCCUUAACUUACACUUGUUCAUGAAUCUACCUAUACAUCUUGUUUAGCUGGAAGGAUAGACCCUUAAAAUGGAGCAAUUCCUUUUCAAUGGGGUCCUAUAAAUACAAAAUAACACACCAACACAGAUAAUUAAAUCAACGAAUCCCCAAAAGAGCAACAAAUGGACAAUACGUUGUUUUAAGAUGAGCAAAUAAAGAAGUCCAGAAGCAGUGGUUUCACAGUAGAUCUCAGAGAAACAGGAAGGUUAUUCCAUUAGGAUAGAGUUUAUUAUUUUAAUCAUCUGCAUCCAACUUAUUUGAA